UGUAAGGUACAAAAACGUUCAACGAGAUAAAUGAUUUUAGAACAAAGAAUUAGUUAAGGUUUUUGUGUAAAAGAAAAAGAAAAAAAAGCCUAAUGAAAAUGUAACGUGAGACCAUCUGUAUACUUGAUUAGAAGUUAAGCGUGCAAACUUCAUACAAAACAGGUACAAUUUAUCGUUGGGUUCAAUAUAUUAUUAUGUGUGUACGUUGUGGCAGCUUGACAUUGAGUCGCUAUUUAUGUGACUGCGAGCUAAUGGAGAAUAUUAGAACAUAAUUGCGUUGCAGAUAUGACAUGUUAAUUCAGACUGGUCGCGCACCACUUGCAAUAUGUUCUUCGUUGCGAUCUGGAAGCUUUUCCGACUGUUGUUGGGGGUGAGGGGUCAUUAACAACAUAUAGGACAACAUAUAGGUUUCACAUUUACACAAUGCAUAGUAAUUAUGCGACCUUUAUGUAAAUUGCACUCGUGUCCAGCUGUCGGAAAGCAUCAAAAAAGUUUUUGAUUUUCUUAUGGAAACAAAAACAGGUUAAAACAGGUAGCGAGUUUCGCACAGUGGGAAGACGCUUUUGAUAUUCGGGCAACAGGUCAUGCGCAACGCCGCAAGACAUAUUUUCUUUUCAUGUCCCUCCCCGGCUCCGUGCUUCUUUUCCGAUACUGUGACUGUUUUCAAUCUAUCAGCAUUUCACUUAUAGGCUACUAAUCAUUAACAGAUAUAUAAUUAAAAUAUAUGUACUGUGAAUGAUACAGUAAUGUGUGUGGUUAUUCAGAGCACUACGUUCUUUUGUGGGUGUUUAUUAUGUAACGUUAUAUAACCCUUUGUAAAUAUUCACAGCAUUAUUUGAUUACAGAGGUCUGCCUCAUGACAGGUGAAAGAGAGCAGGUACACAGGGUUUUAACCCGCGCCCUGUCAUCAGUUCGCCAAGCGGAAUCUGAAUUGAGGUCUCAUACAACUGACGAUAUAGAUGAUUUUGAUGCAGCCUCUUUUGUCAGUGAAACAAGGGCCUUGUUUAGAAGUAGAUCUGUGGACUCAUCACAAAGGACAGGAAAGACAGGCAGAAAAAAAGGACGGCAAAGGGGACAUUUAUGGAAGACUCAUUUUUUCUUACUGCAAAAGAACAAUGAAGAAUUUGUACCACCACCGUCUGAACUAUCAAGACUGACAAGAAAUGGAUUAGGAGUUCCUAAAUGUGAACAACCUGCUACCAAUGAAAGAUAUGGUUCAAAAUCUACUGUUCAGCGAAGCUGGAGUUUAAGACAGUUAGAGAAUUUUGUGCAAGAUAGUUUUCCUGACGUUCCUUUGCAUCUAACUGGCUUUACCUUUGCAAAGGCAGAGAAGGGUCGGCGUCUUAGUAAGCUAAACAUAACGUCUGCAGCUGACCUACAAACCAAGAUAGGAAAAGGAAAGAUUUUUAUAGUUCCUAAUCGUGAUAUACCAUUGCCAAUUGAGAGAACAGAAGGAAGGAUGUUAAAUGAAAGCCGUCAAGUAACAGCAGGAAGCAAUGCAUCAGUGACCCAAUUGCAAGUUCAGGAGCAGGUGCAUAUACAAGAAUUGUCAAAUGGAAAUAUUGGUACAAGGACUUCAGAAAAUCCCAUUGUAGAAGACUACCACCAAAGAGAAAAUGAGGUUAUGCAACAACAUGCUACCAAUGCAAUGGCUGAUCUUCUAGAAAAUGAAACAUCAGAAAACAUCCCACAAAGGGCAGCUGAAACUGAGAUUCUGGACAUUGAGCAACUAUUUCAGGCUGAUAGCUUCGAAAAUGAACUGAUUGCAGCUGGCCAAUCACAGUUUCAAUUAUCAGAAUGGACUACUCAUCCAUCAACGCCUCCACCACUACCUUUCUCAUAUGUAAAUGCUGACACACCAACAGUUCAGCUCCACCAGUCUCUUUUGGGAGAAAAGGAGCAGGAGCUUGAAAGAGCUUUCUCUGAUCUAGAUGUGUUAUUGGAAGAAGAAGUUACAGUUGAAGUUAAAAGACACACUGUUCUAGAAGAUGUACAAAGAAUUUACAGUAAUCAAAGUAUCAUCAAUAAACGUUUACAUGUUAACUUUAUUGGGGAAGAGGGAGAUGACUUUGGUGGGUUAACAAAAGAUCUUUUUUCUUCUUUUUGGAACAGUGCUUUCAUUCAGUGGUUUAAAGGUGAGGAUGCUCUUGUCCCAUGUAUACCAGUAAAUCAAUAUGCCAAAGCGCAGGACAUUUUUUCUGUUGUUGGUAACGUUUUGUCACAUAUGUGUCAGCUUAAUCAUUGCGUGCCACCCAGAUUUUGUAGAUCAACACUGCUAUCUGUUGUGUUUAAUACCUCUAUGAUUGAUAGUAGAACACUGUUGGAUGACUUUAUGCUCCAUGUAACAGUACCUGAACGAACCUUGCUGCAAAAGGCUUUGAAUAGUUUUGAAAAACUAAGCAUUUCUGAAAAAUCUGACUUGCUGACCUUUUAUUCUGUGAAUGGCAUGCACACAGUUCCUUCAGCUAAAGAUUUUAGAGAGCAACUGGUUCUUGUAGCACAAAAUGAACUGGUAAUAAAACCAAUGUUCUUGAAUUGCUUUAUAAGGCAGGCUAUUCCAGAGUCUCAUAUGAGAGCAUUUUGGUCACAGUUAGAUACAGACUUAAUUUCGUACCUGUACUGGCAGGAGAUGCCUACUGCAGACCGUGUGUUGCAGUGUAUAACAACUUCUGAAAAAGACCUGAAACCUGAAGAAGAAGUUGCUUAUUACUAUUUACGUGACUUCAUCAAGUCAGUGGAUCAGGAUGAAAUGUCCAAAUUUCUGCAUUUUGUUACAGGAUCCCCAUUACUGCCAAAUGAUGGCAUUACAAUAGUAUUUAAUAGACUUUGUGGUAGCCUGAGGAGACCUAUUGCACACACUUGUAGCAAUACACUAGAAAUACCAGUAAGCUAUGCUUCAGUACAGGACUUCAAACGAGAAAUGAAAUCCAUUCUAAAUUCAGAGAAUGCAUUUAUAAUGACAAUGCUUUAAGGUAGUGGUUAGAAUCA
Molecule: messenger RNA, 2988 nt
Organism: Acipenser ruthenus (sterlet)
Lineage: Eukaryota; Metazoa; Chordata; Actinopteri; Acipenseriformes; Acipenseridae
Exons: 10
Coding region: 857-2971 (704 amino acids)
Molecular function (GO): ubiquitin-protein transferase activity
Source: RefSeq, a predicted model, not a curated record